CUUGUUCUCCUCUGUUGUGAGGACACUCAGUCACAGUGAACUGAAACUUCACCCAGGCUUUCUUUGUGCCAUCUGACCGAACCUAAUGCCUGAUUCAGGGGUUAACAGGGGUCACCGUGGUGAGCAUGCUCACAUAAAAGGAGGCGACAUCAUCAGAGGAACAGCUGAUACAGACCAAGGCAGAAAAAAGUUUAAUCUUGUGACACUCAGAGCCACUCUGACGGCGUCCCCUAUCAGAGCGCUCAGACUUUAAAGUGGAAGUUGCUCCAGUUUGUCACAGAUCAGAGUGAAUGAAUGUGAUUGGUUGAACAAAUACUCAGGUGUGUGUUGCAGCAAAUCAGAACCAUGGUCUGCAUCAGCACACAAUCACAUGGAUGUUCAGUCUGAGCAGCUGGAGCUUCAUUUCCUGCUUUCAGGAACAAGCUGCACAUUAACGAAUGAGAGGAAACUCGGAGUCUUUAUUCUCUCAGCUUCAGACUCACUGCUGGUUCAGGGUCAAAGAGUAAAGAUCACAACAAUCAUUAAAUAUAAACAACUGAAUUCAAACAAACCUGCUCUGAGCUCAACGGGCGCAGUGUAGGUGUCCUGGGAUGAGAUAUAGCAGAAUCAAGCUGCUGUAUAACUGGAAUAAAGUAUAUUAUUAUUUAUCAAUGAUGCUCAUCAGGGAAACACAAAGACUUCAGACCCUCCUCCUCUCCCCACAGAGCUCUGAGGGAUCUUCCAGUGAUGGUGAUGCUAUUUUCUGGAGAUGUGAUUGGGGAGUAGGCGGUGAUGCCAUGCCUGCUGAUCUGUUAAAUUCACAGCAUAAGUUCCGAUGGAGAUUUAGUCUGGUAAGAUGCGAACCACCUUCGAAGCUCAGAAACACAGAGUUCACCUUGAAGUUACCUGCAUAUGACUAAGUCCUGCUUCAUAGUUCAGGCCACAGCUCUGAUUGAACUGAGGAGACCAGCUGCUGCAGGUUGAAACUGGAUGUUUUUGUGGCUUUUGGGUUCUGUGAAGCUCCAGAUGUUUCAGUGGGGGAUUCAGGUCAGAAAUGGAGCUCAGUGAGGUUCCCUGAGACAGAUGGCGUUAGGGUUAGGAGCAGAUGUUGCUCUUCAGCAUUAAUGAGGCCUUCACAGGGGUCACAGCUACCCCCACCCCUCAUCCACACCAUAAGGGACAAUCAAGCUGAUGGUCAUUAGUAUAGUUUUCCACUCUGAGUUCUGCCUCACAGGCAGCUCCUCCUCUCAGGCAGAGUAACGCCUCCUUCACUAUGUUUGGAUGGUUGUGGCCUCUUCCUCUGAUUGGUGCAGUGGAUUGGGGGCGGUGCCCACCCUGUGAGUCGGUGCGGGGGGAGCUAAAGGCUGUUGUGCAUUGAGGGAGGAUGAGGAGGAUUAGUGCAGAUUACAGAGUAGUUUAUAACAGCAGAGAAGAAGAAGAGAGAGGCACACCCAGACCAACUGAGCCCACUGGUCUGACUAGGCCUGUCCUGAUGCAGUGAACUGGGACCAGUCUGUCUGAUCGUCUGAGACUAACUGGACUUGGCUGUGUUCUGGAGGGUUGUGGUGGUGUGCAGUGGUCUGAGCUGGUCUGAGGAACAGGAAGUGGAUGGACGGUUUCCAGGCAUACGGGGCGGGGAAGGCCGGUGGAGCGUUCGACCCUGCGACCUUCAUCAGGCAGCCGCAGACCGUCGUGAGGAUCCUGUGCUGGCUCUUCUCCAUCGUCAUCCUCGGUUGCGUUGCUAACGAGGGCUAUGUCAACAGGCCAGAGGAGGUGGAGCCGUAUUGCAUCUUCAACCGCAACCAGGAUGCCUGCAACUAUGGCAUCACCAUGGGAACACUGGGGUUCCUAUGCAGCGCUGCUUUCCUGGCACUGGAUGUUUACUUCCCCCAGAUCAGCGGCGUGAAGGACAGGAAGAAGGCCGUCAUGGCUGACAUUGUGGUGUCAGCUCUAUGGGCCUUCAUCUGGUUUGUGGGCUUCUGUUUUCUGGCCAAUCAGUGGCAGGUCUCUAAAAAAGAGGACAAUCCUUUGAACGAAGGAUCCGAUGCAGCCAGAGCCACCAUUGUUUUCUCCUUCUUCUCCAUCUUCACUUGGGUGCUGCAGAGCCUGCUUGCCAUCCACAGGUUCAAACUGGGAGCUGACACCGUCAUGUUCAACCAGGACUACAUGGAUCCUAAUCCACAGAAACCCAUGGAGGCCCCACCCACGACUGAAUAAAUCCCUUCAGAUGUGCUGGGUAGUUUUUAUUUGAUGGAUAUUUGUUCUUAUGGUGCAUUCAGGUACUCAACAGAGACACUUUUAUUUGAAAAUGAGUUCAUAUUUAGAGUAGGAUGAUGAAACUACACCAGGGGCCGAGUCAGCAGCCAAUCACACUCCAGAACAUGAACAGAAACAACAUGGUCAGCAAUGAUCUAAAUCCUCCACUUCCUGCUGAAAAAUCACUACCACAAUAAAAGCAGCUUCAUGAUAUAAGGCUGAUCACAGUUACUAAACUUUUCAGAGACUUUUCUGCCCGUUUUUAGCUUUAAAGCAGUCACAGCACCCCGUGCUGCUGCACCAAGCUAACCACGCUUCAGGUUUGAAUCUGGACUGUAAUUGGUUGCUCUGGUGAUUGGCUGCUGGUGGCCUGCAGCGCCUCCUGCUGGUCGCUUAUGUUUGUGUUUUGGUGCUGUGAGGUCUGAUUCAGUGUUAGUGGGAGACUGUGUGUGUUUGUCUCAUAAUAAACAACAGAAACAAAAUUCUGUGAUAACCUUAUCGAGCCUUACAUUUGUAAAUAGUGAUCAUGUGUUUUAUCGGAGAUGGCAAAAGUACAGACUUUGUGUACUUAGGUAGACAUACAGAUACCAGGGUUAAAAAACUCCAGUAAAACUGGAAGUACUGAAGCAACUUUUUACUCAAGUAAAAGUGAAAAAGUACCAGCUCUGAAAUGUACUCACAGUAAGAAAGUAAAAGGAGCUCCCUGAAGGACAAUUCUACUAACCAUGUUUGUACAAAGGAAACCGAACCUGGUGCUGUAGUAAUAUAAUCAUAAAAGAAUCUGAGUACAGAAGAAGAGUAAUAUGAUUCAAAUCUACCUUCUCAUUGUAAUGGGUGUACUCAGCUUGAAUCUGUUCUGCAGCACACCUGCAGGGACGCAGAAAUAAAUGUUCUGUCACCACAUGGCAGAGGGGGACUUUAAUUCCACACCUAAACAGGAACAUGAGUCUGGGGUCAGCAGGUGGAGGAACACUAAGAUGUGUGGAGUGUCUCAGUGUGGGGAAGAUGUGACAGCUCACAUGAACUUCUAAUGUGAUCAGCUGACCUGCUGCUCUUUGUGGAUUACACACAUGGAUUCAUCCAGAUGUCAGCAGAUGUUACACAGCGGAUGUCCAUCCUCUACACUGAUACUACUCUGUUUAUGUUAGACAGCCACUGUGCAGCAGUCACACUGUUCAUCACAGGGCAGCAAACUCACCUGUUCAUCCUGCACUAACCUGCAGCCUUUAAAUAACACAGUCAGUCUGCCUCAGUUUGUUUAGCAGCAGCUUUAUGAACAAACAUCAUGUGACACGUACAGAUUUAACAACAGGAGGACUUCCAUGUGAGCUUUAAAUGAGCAUCCUUCCUUUGACUCUAAGCUCCUCUCCCGUCCUUCUUUCUUAUCUUUCUCCAUCUUUAUCUUUUCCUACUUUAACCCCUCCCCCCCGAGUAUAAAGUCUAGAUGAACAUCUAUAACUGAGCAAAGAAAGUGAUUAAACGUGUAUAUUUUUCAUUUUCUGGACGUGCUGGCCCUGAGCAGUCUGAUAAUUCAGGUUAAGUUUAAAAUGUAUUGAGAGGUACUGAAGUGCAACGAUGCAGCAUUUUCAGAUAUAAAAUAAAAAGCUUACACCUCACUGACUGUCUGAUCCCUGUUGCGUCUCGUGGUGUUAUUGUUCAGAUUCGGGGUUUUAGGAUUAGCAUCUUCACUACCAAUCGCACCACGUGGACACAGCAGCGUGACCACACAGUGUAACUCUGCUGUCAUUACUCUUAAUUGUAUUGUUUUACUUAUUUAUAGGUACCAAAACAUUACAUUGGUUCUUGUUGAGCUUUUAAUGCUCCUGAGUAUAUUUUUAACUUGUCAGACUGCUCCAGGCUUUUGGUCUCAAAAAUGAAAAACAGGCACAUUUGACAAAAUAAAUUUCUCAUUUAUUAUGAAAGCACAGUAUUUUGUCCUAUUUAGACUAUCUAAUAAUAGUUUUGUUUUUGUGGAAUAACUUGUUAUAUUUGCUCAGUUCAGAAUGAAAACACCAUUUCAGAAUUUCAUGUAAAUAUAUUCUGUCUUUCAUUUUUUCAUAGUACUGCGAAACAUAACUAUGUACCAUUCAAAAACUUCUGAAAUUAUUUUUUUUCAUGGAUGUGUGCUCAAAUAUGAGACUCUGAAGGAGUGCUGGACUGGGUUUUCAUAUAGUAUUUAGCCAAAAAUCGCACAUUUUUCAUUUAUCUGUUCUAAGUUAAAGAUCCUGUUUCAAGCUAAUGACAAGAAAGAGCAGAGAAAAUUUCAGGCUUUUAACUUUAAUGGUUUUUGAGAUAGUCAUGUUCAUGGCCUUAGAUCUGAGGGAAGAAAACGGUCUGACAGGAGGUCAAAGGGUCGUUUUUCAAAUAAACAUAACCUGAAAACUUU
This is a messenger RNA of Oreochromis niloticus (Nile tilapia), 4621 nucleotides long. RefSeq names its product synaptogyrin 1a (gene syngr1a). NCBI's taxonomy places the organism in Eukaryota, Metazoa, Chordata, Actinopteri, Cichliformes, Cichlidae. The transcript is spliced from 4 exons. Gene Ontology annotation, cellular component: neuromuscular junction; synaptic vesicle membrane. The record is from RefSeq and is a predicted model, not a curated record. The coding region runs from base 1588 to 2196 and encodes 202 amino acids.